GCGAGUUUUGGUUUGCGAUCGUGCGUUUCAAGGAUCUUGAAUUGCGUGUGUUUGCUGCAGUUGCACUUUAAACUUCGUUUACGUUCUUCAGCGUGUAGGAGAUGCCGACCUGCUGCGUGCAACGCUGCAGAUCGCGCUCUCUUCGCAAAGAGCCUGGAGUUUCAUUCCAUUCGUUUCCAAAAAAACCACAGCUAAGAGCAAAAUGGAUCGAGGCCUUGGGGAAAGACGUGAACUGGGUGCCGCCAGAGUGGAGCCGAGUUUGCUCGAAGCACUUUCACCCAGACGACUUCGUCCAAACGCAGUCUCUCGUCCGACUUCGACCAUGUGCAGUUCCCAAAUUUUUCCCACAACAUGAGCAUGCUGGAACCACAAGUGGGGCUGAAGCUACAGUGGAAGGCACAAUGGACAUCCCUACUGAAGACAGCACCCUGUCACACAUUUCACAAGUGCCCCCUGUAGAAGAGGUUGCUUCUACAUCAUUCGCAACACCACUGCAAACACAGGGGCGAGCCAUAGAGACUAGCUUUGAGCUGCUGUGGGACCCUCUCACCACUAUGGAAAUGGAAGUGGAUAGUUGCAGUCCUUCCACAGAACGCCUCCCUGUUGAGCUGGUGUCCCAAAUGAGCCAGGGCACGUCACCAAUUCCCUGUGACUCUCUGGUUGACAUGCAGGCGGAGAGUUCUAGUUCUGUGAUGGGAGGUGCACCCUCUGUGGAGCAAGUUCAACAGGAAUCCCCCGUGCUAUCACAAGAAUACAUGGAGGAAAAGGAACAGCAUGUUUCUGAACUCCUGUGGGAUCCUCUUGUCAGCGUGGACACUGAGGAAGCUGAAGGACCACGAGAGGGCACAAGUGGAUCUGCACUCGAGGAAGACUCAUCCCCUGGUUCUGGAAACCAUGCAAGUCAGGUUGAAGAGGAAACAUUUACUUCCCUCCCUGGCCCUUCUACAAGUGCGCAAAAGUUAUGGGUAAGCUCAGUCCCGUGUGUAGGUGCUGCAGACACACAGCUGCUAGCAUUACGCAGUCAUUCAUCGUUCGGCAAAAGCCCCGGAUCCUUCUGUCUUGCAUGGUGUGUAAUUUUAGGUUACAGAGCAGGUGCAUAUAGCCGCAUCUGCAUUUAAAUCUAUCCAUACUGAUUCUCUUCUCACAUGGCAGAAUGUGCAUGCAUUUUAACCUCAUUGCUCGAAAUAAAAUGUAUACUAAACACUUAUGACUGAUGAUUCAAUGAUGAUUUUACUAACAUCUACUGACUCUGUUCUGCACAAUGUACUCCUCUAUGUGAAUCAAUAAACAAAUGAAUUUUU
Ornithodoros turicata is the source of this 1301-nucleotide messenger RNA. Its product is annotated as THAP domain-containing protein 2-like. The coding region runs from base 102 to 1118 and encodes 338 amino acids. The record is from RefSeq and is a predicted model, not a curated record. Gene Ontology annotation, molecular function: sequence-specific DNA binding. The transcript is spliced from 13 exons. NCBI's taxonomy places the organism in Eukaryota, Metazoa, Arthropoda, Arachnida, Ixodida, Argasidae.